Molecule: messenger RNA, 3080 nt
Organism: Leptopilina boulardi
Lineage: Eukaryota; Metazoa; Arthropoda; Insecta; Hymenoptera; Figitidae
Gene: Gp93
Product: endoplasmin
Exons: 4
Coding region: 126-2519 (797 amino acids)
Biological process (GO): protein folding
Molecular function (GO): ATP binding; ATP hydrolysis activity; ATP-dependent protein folding chaperone
Source: RefSeq, a predicted model, not a curated record
UUAAAUUUUUCGUCAGUGCAUAAUUUUGUGACAGUCGCCGGAAAAUAACAGACGUUGUUGAAUGUUGAAAAGUAGAUUAAUUUAGUUUUUUUUUUAACAACAAUUUUUCACGUGCAAAUUAAGCAAUGAAAAAAUUGUUUUUUGCCCUAGCGGGCCUAUUAUUACUUAGCGGUUUUGCCCUUGCUGAUAAAGAAACUAUUGAAGAAAAUGUUGGUACCGUGGAAAAUGAUUUAGGUUCUAGUAGAGAAGCAUCCAGAACUGAUGAUGAGGUUGUACAGCGUGAGGAGGAGGCAGUUAAAUUGGAUGGAUUAAAUGUGGCACAAUUAAAGGAAUUACGUGAGAAAGCAGAAAAAUUCACAUUCCAAACGGAAGUUAAUCGAUUGAUGAAAUUGAUUAUUAAUUCAUUGUACAGAAAUAAGGAAAUCUUCCUUCGUGAAUUAAUUUCAAAUGCCUCCGAUGCUUUGGAUAAAAUACGAUUACUGUCUCUCACGGAUAAAAAUGUACUUGAUUCAAAUCCAGAAUUGGCAAUAAGAAUAAAAGCCGACAAGGAGGGAAAAGUACUUAGUAUCACUGAUUCUGGUAUUGGAAUGACAAAACAGGAUUUGAUAAAUAAUCUUGGAACAAUUGCAAAAUCUGGAACUGCUGAAUUUUUGAGUAAAAUGCAAGACGCCAAAGAUCUUGGACAAAUGAACGAUAUGAUUGGUCAAUUUGGAGUUGGUUUUUACUCGGCAUUUUUGGUUGCCAACAGAAUUGUCGUAACCACAAAAAAUAAUGAUGACAAACAAUAUAUUUGGGAAUCGGACAGUAGCAGCUUUUCAAUCAUUGAAGAUCCCAGAGGCGAUACUCUCAAACGUGGAACAACCAUUAGUUUGCACUUGAAGGACGAGGCACUGGAUUUCCUCGAACAGGAUACAAUUAGAAAUCUCGUGAAGAAAUACUCGCAGUUUAUUAAUUUCAACAUUUCUCUCUGGUGCAGUAAAACAAUUCAAGUUGAAGAAGAGGAGGAGGAGGAAAAACCCGAAGCCGAAAAAUCCGAGGAUCAAACUGAAGAUGAAUCGGAGGAUGAGAAAAAAGAUGAUGAAGAGGAUGCUAAAGUUGAGGACGAUAAGGAGGAAAAGGAAAAGAAGAAAAUUGACAAAACCGUCUGGGAUUGGGAAGUGUUGAAUGACUCAAAACCAAUUUGGACAUUGAAACCUUCUGAUGUUGAGGAUAAGGAAUACAAUGAUUUUUAUAAAGUUUUAACCAAAGACAGUGAUGAUCCAUUGACACAUAUUCAUUUUGUCGCUGAAGGCGAAGUGACAUUUAAAUCACUUCUCUAUAUUCCCAAAGUUCAACAAACUGAUAGUUUCAAUCGUUAUGGAACAAAAUCUGAUAAUAUCAAAUUAUACGUGAGACGCGUGUUUAUAACUGAUAAAUUUAACGAUAUGAUGCCAAAUUAUUUGAAUUUUAUUCGCGGUAUUGUUGACAGCGAUGAUUUACCAUUGAAUGUAUCACGUGAGGAUUUACAACAGCAUAAAUUAAUUAAGAUCAUUAAAAAGAAAUUAAUUCGCAAGGUCCUCGAUAUGAUUAAGAAAAUUUCAAAGGAGGAAUACGAGAAUUUCUGGAAGGAAUACAGUACUAAUAUUAAAUUGGGCGUGAUUGAGGAUUCAUCGAAUAGAGCAAGAUUAUCGAAACUUAUGCUCUUUAAAUCAUCUGCCAGUGAAAAUAAAACUAAUCUAAUGGAUUAUGUGGGACGAAUGAAACCCAAUCAAAAUCAUAUUUAUUAUAUUGGUGGUCUCAAUGAGGAGGAAACAAAAUCAUCGCCAUUUGUCGAACGUCUAGUGAAAAAAGGUUACGAGGUUUUGUAUUUAAUUGAGCCAGUUGAUGAGCAUGCUAUUUCCACUCUUCCUGAAUUCGAGGGAAAGAAAUUCCAAAAUGUUGCAAAAGAAGGAUUUGUCCUUGAUGAAGGCGCAAAGGCAAAGGAGAAAAUGGAACAUUUGAAGACGACAUUUGAACCACUUGUCAAAUGGCUCAAUGACGUUCUCAAGGAUCAAAUCAACAAAGCUCAAAUUUCCGAAAGAUUGACCGAUUCACCGUGUGCAUUGGUUGCAAGUAUGUUUGGAUGGACUGGAAAUAUGGAACGAUUGGCCACUUCUAAUGCACACAAAAAGGCUGACGAUCCACAAACAUCGUAUUAUCUUAAUCAGAAGAAAACAUUGGAAAUCAAUCCAAGACAUCCAUUGAUCAGAGAAUUAUUGAGGCGAGUCGAGCAAGAUCAAAGUGAUCAAACAGCGAAGGACAUGGCAACAAUGAUGUUCAGAACAGCAACACUUCGAUCUGGAUAUAUGUUGAGAGACACGCAAAACUUUGCCGACAGUGUCGAGCAACUUAUGCGAAAAACAUUGGGAAUUCCAGUUGACGAAGUUCCAGAAGAAGAGGAAGAGGACGAUGAUGAUUUAUUAGAGGGCGAUAAGUCUGAAGAGCCUGAAAUUGGUGCUGACGAUGAAAAAGAAUCAACCGAAGAUCACGAUGAGCUUUAAAAUACAGGAAAAUUGAUUUUCAACAUUAUUGAAAUCUAAUUUUUUUUUUUAAUAAAAAAUCAAUUUCAAUUGAAUGUUGACUUUUAAAGAGGAAUAAGACUUAUUUUUUCCUCUUAGGAACACAGGCUAUACAAUGUAUAGCUUUUUAUUAAUUUUUUUUUUUGUGACAAAUUGUUGCAAAAAUAUUCACUCAUUUAUAUAGUUUUUUCAAUCGAGCGAUUCUUUAUACUCUUUUUUUAUAUAUAUAUCUCUAAUACGAGUCAACUCGGUGAUUUAAUUUAAAGUCCAUCAAAAACUAUUUGACUACAAUAUGAGUGAUGUAGAAAAAUUCUACGUGAUAAUAAAUCGCAUGGAAUUUGUUUGUAUUCCGUUUGCUUUGCACAACAGUCCGUUAGACGAAGAUUUAUUUAUUACAUAUAUUCACUUCGUUUGUUCUUCCAUUUAAUUAUAUUAGUAAACGUAUAUUUGUGAAUACAGAACGAACGUCGUCGCCAAUGAUGUGUGAUUGCAAAGUGAGCAUAUGUGUUUAUAUACAGAGAAUUAAAGAUUAUUGAAACUUAA